Molecule: messenger RNA, 1713 nt
Organism: Macadamia integrifolia
Lineage: Eukaryota; Viridiplantae; Streptophyta; Magnoliopsida; Proteales; Proteaceae
Product: inositol-tetrakisphosphate 1-kinase 6-like
Exons: 11
Coding region: 1-1341 (446 amino acids)
Biological process (GO): inositol trisphosphate metabolic process
Cellular component (GO): cytoplasm
Molecular function (GO): inositol-3,4,5,6-tetrakisphosphate 1-kinase activity; magnesium ion binding; inositol-1,3,4-trisphosphate 5-kinase activity
Source: RefSeq, a predicted model, not a curated record
AUGACUGUGACACGUCCAGACAUCUCCUAUGCUGUUGGAGUACUCAGUCAGUUCAUGCAGUCUCCUCAGAAAGCUCAUUGUGAUGCUGUUAUCCAUGUUCUUCACUACCUAAAGGUGAUAGGAGAUGUACUACGAGCUAUUGUACAUUUGUUGGAGGAGUUGGGAUUUCUCGUGAUUAAGCCUAUAAAGAUGUUUUGUGACAACCAAGUUGCGGUGUACAUUGCUAGCAACCCCGUCUUCCACGAGAGGACCAAGCACAAAAAGGUGGACUGCCAUUUUGUUCGUGAUGCUCAGGGAACACGUAGUAGUGUUGUGACAGUUGGUUAUAUGAUGAAACCUUCUCGGGAAGAAGAUUUUGCAAAGAGAGGUGCAUUUCCUAUGUAUCCUACUCAAAAUGGUUUGAUAUUUGUUCCUCUCACAUUUGAUCUCCCGCUUGAAUCUCAACUGCAAGAAGUUGAUGUGGUUCUACAUAAAGCAACUGAUGAAAUUCUCACCAUUGAGUUGAACAGCUCUUCAGAAUUUUCAAACAAAAUCUCCUAUUCCAAGGGCAUGCAGGAAUUGGAAAGGUAUAUCCGACAUAACCCUGAAUGUUGUGUAAUUGACCCGCUCAAUAACAUAUAUCCUAUGCUGGAUCGGCUAAGGAUCGAAGAGAUUCUACUUGGGUUGGAAGAUCUGAACAGAGAAGGUCAAUGUAGAAUCCGGGCCCCACGUUUUAUAAAGGUUGACAAUUUUAAAGAGGCUAAUUUGGGAGGAAGGCUAUCGGAAGCUGAAUUACUUCUUCCAAGUAUUGUAAAACCACAAGUUGCUUGUGGGGUUGCUGAUGCCCACAGUAUGGCUAUCACCUUUAGAAUUGAAGAUUUUGAAGACCUAUCUGUUCCUCUUCCAGCUGUUAUUCAGGAAUAUGUAGAUCACUCGUCUUUGCUGUUCAAAUUUUAUGUCUUAGGUGAGAAAGUUUUUCAUGCUGUCAGGAAGUCUACACCUAAUGCCGUAGUCUUGUUCUCUUCAUAUGAGAAAAAUGGACUCAAACCUAUUACAUUUGACAGCCUGAAAUCUCUACCUACUGCUAAAGAAGACGUCACCUCCAAGACCAAUAAACAUGCUCUUGAUCUGGGAUUGGUGACAGAUGCUGCAAUUUGGAUGAAGAGAACACUGGAUCUUACUAUCUUCGGUUUUGAUGUUGUUAUUCAAGAAGGCAGUGGAGACCAUGUCAUUGUGGAUGUGAACUACCUACCUUCAUUCAAGGAACUGCCCAAUGAUGUUGCCAUGCCCGCCUUUUGGGAUGCUGUCAAGGCCUCAUAUGAAUCAAGAAAGGGCAAGCUAGCCAAAGACCCAUUUCCCUGAUUGCAUUUCCUCCAGGAGUUUGGCUUUAGGGGACAUGGUUAACCAAGGGAAGACCCUGGUUCAACUGAUGGGUCAUUCUAACAAAUCAAUGGAAUCAUGAAUGUUCUGGCAUUUCAACCGGUUCGAUCCGCUAGCCUAUCUAUACUUUUCAUGAAAUGAGUUAGGUUUAUACAGUUUGGCUGUUGUACCACAUGAACUUGGGACUCCACCACAUCCAGUCUUGAGUGUUUUAAUUGACCAGUUCAUAUAAGGACUACAAAAUGUUUUGCCUUAAUGGCUUGGUGUACCUUAUAAUUUAGUAAGUUAAAAAUGUCACCAAGUUUGCAAUGGAACAUGGCUUGAAUUGAUCAAUUCAUGCUGCAUUUUAUGGCA